UUUCCACCCGGAUCUCAGCAUGUCUGGCAGACAUCUCAUUUUGGAUGGCUGCUCAUCAGCUGAAGCUCAAUCUCAGUAAAACCGAACUGUUGUUUAUCCCUUGUGACUCAUCUCCAGGUCAAGACCUUGUGAUAUCCAUGGACAACAACCAAAUCACUCCCUCAACCACCGCCCGCAAUCUUGGGGCUACUCAGGUGCUUGUUCAGUCCCUUGUUAUUUCAAGACUGGACUACUGCAACUCACUCCUGGCAGGCCUGCCUUUGUCCACGAUUCGUCCUCUGCAACUGAUCCAGAAUGCAGCAGCACGACUCGUUUUUAACCUUCCCAAGUUCUCCCACACCACCCCACUCCUCCGCUCCCUGCACUGGCUUCCUGUAGCUGCCCGCAUCAAAUUCAAAACACUGAUGCUUGCCUACAAAGCCAAAAAUGGCCCAGCACCCACUUACCUCUCUGCGCUAAUUACACCACGCACUGCACCACGUUCCCUCCGAUCUUCCAGCACUGCUCGCCUCAUCCCACCAUCUCUCAGGGAUCGAGGGCGGCAUUCAUCCAGGCUCUUUUCUGUUCUGGCACCUAGAUGGUGGAAUGAACUUCCUCUAGAUGUCCGUACAUCAGAGACUUUGACUAUCUUUAAACGACGACUCAAGACGCAUCUGUUUCUACAGUACUUGGACUAACCCCCCUCCCCCCCCCCCAAAAAAAAAAAAAAAAAAAACUCUUCUCAGUUGUGUUGGACUAAUGGUACUUAGUUACUAACCUAGUUAACCCAGUGUAAGUAUGUAUCCAAUGUUGUAAACAUUAAAGCACUUUUUGUAAGUCGCUCUGGAUAAGAGCGUCUGCCAAAUGCCUAAAUGUAAAUGUAAA
This is a messenger RNA of Clarias gariepinus (North African catfish), 864 nucleotides long. RefSeq lists its product as uncharacterized. The record is from RefSeq and is a predicted model, not a curated record. The transcript has 2 exons. The coding region runs from base 45 to 677 and encodes 210 amino acids. NCBI's taxonomy places the organism in Eukaryota, Metazoa, Chordata, Actinopteri, Siluriformes, Clariidae.